Penicillium argentinense is the source of this 3108-nucleotide messenger RNA. RefSeq lists its product as uncharacterized. The transcript is spliced from 6 exons. Gene Ontology annotation, cellular component: U4/U6 x U5 tri-snRNP complex. The record is from RefSeq and is a predicted model, not a curated record. Gene Ontology annotation, biological process: mRNA splicing, via spliceosome. Gene Ontology annotation, molecular function: protein binding; U4 snRNA binding; U6 snRNA binding. The coding region runs from base 1 to 3108 and encodes 1035 amino acids. Lineage: Eukaryota; Fungi; Ascomycota; Eurotiomycetes; Eurotiales; Aspergillaceae.
AUGGCGUCAAUUAACUUCAAUGGAACAAACCAUGGCCUCCAGAUUGGAAACAACUACGGGACUGCAGAAUUCCAUCAGUCAAGCACCACUGAAGAUAUCGAUCGGCUCUGUCUCCGACAUCUAAGCUGCCCUGAUUCAUUAGUCGUCAAGAAUCGGCUGAAAGAGACCAAGGACAAGUUACUCCGUCAAUCAUUUGAAUGGAUUCUUCGAGACCCGCAGUACCGCCGUUGGAAAAAUGGAUCAGAUGUCUGUCUGCUUUGGAUCAAGGGCGGUGCUGGGAAAGGGAAGACCAUGUUGUCGAUCGGUCUUAUUGAAGAGCUUUCCCGGGUACGACAUGAAUCAGCUACGGUGACUUAUUUUUUCUGCCAAAAUGCGGACAACGAGCUCAACACCCUUGAAUCAAUCAUCAAGGGCUUGAUGUUUAAGUUGAUGAGCCAGGAAAUCGAGCUUAAAGAAUCUCUGCGACGUCGUUGGGACUCCAAGAACGACAGUUUCAACGAGGACGUUACGUCAUGGCGAACUCUAUGGAACAUCCUGCUCGAGAUGUUGGACCGAUGCAACGCCCCGAAGGUAUAUGUUAUUGUGGAUGCUCUUGAUGAGUGCCAAGGGAGCGGCAUGGCCGACUUCUUGAAGCUUAUUGUCCGUAAUGGACUGGACCACCCCGCAAAAAUCAAAUGGCUGUUAACUAGUCGACCAUUGGAAGCCGCAGAGCGAGUAUUGUUGGCUGCGCAUGACCAGAUUCAAGUCAGUCUGGAGCUUAACUCGAGAUAUGUCUCCCAAGCGGUAAGGGCCUACAUCUCUUAUAAAGUGGAUGAGCUUAGUGUUCGUGGCAAAUAUGGAGAGACACUGAGGAGAGAAAUGAAGGCUGAGCUUACUGCAAAGGCUGAGGGUACCUUUCUGUGGGUGAGCCUGGACGACCCUUCAACAUUGGCGCUUGUGCAGGAUGCUACAAGGUUUUUGUUGCGACACUACCACACUAUUACUCAUUGGCCAUUACAAAUCUACAGCUCUGCUAUUACAUUCAGCCCUGAAUCAAGCGUCGUGAAGAGGGAAAACUUGGAAAGAAUUCCAGUAUAUCUAAGAAAGGCUCCUCUCAUGGAGGACAAUUGGUCGUCUGUAAUACAAACACUUGCAGGCCAUUCAGAGGGGGUCCAUACUGUGGCCUUUUCACCCGACGGCAAGCAGAUCGCAUCCGGCUCUGAUGAUAACACUAUCAAGAUUUGGGAUACCGCCACAGGUGGCCUUCAGAAGACACUAGAAGGACACUCAAAGUUGGUCACUACUGUGGCCUUUUCACUCGACGGCAAGCAGAUCGUAUCCGGCUCUGAUGACAACACUAUCAAGCUUUGGGUUACUACCACAGGUGAACUUCAGAAGACACUAGAGGGCCACUUAGAUGAGGUCCGAACUGUGGCCUUUUCACUCGAUGGCAAGCAGAUCAUGUCUGGAUCCGAUGACAACACUAUCCGGCUUUGGGAUUCUACCACGGGUGCCCUUCAGAAGACACUAGAGGGCCACACGGACGGGGUCGCUGCUGUGAUCUUUUCACCCAACGGCAAGCAGAUCGUAUCGGGCUCCCUUGACGGCACCGUCAAUCUUUGGGAUAGAGCCACGGGUGACCUCCAGAAGAAACUAAAAAUCCACGGGGUCACUACUGUGGCCGUUUCACCCGAUGGCAAGCAGAUCGCAUCCGGCUCUGAUGACAACACCAUCAAGCUCUGGGAUACCACCACAGGUGACCUUCAGAAGACACUAGAAGGCCACUUGGACUGGAUCUGGACUGUGGCAUUUUCACCCGAUGGCAAGCAGAUCGCGUCCGGCUGCGAUGACAACACUAUCAGGCUCUGGGAUACCACCACAGGUGACCAACAGAAGACACUAGAUGGCCACUCGGGCCCGGUCUAUACUGUAGCCUUUUCACCCAACGGCAAGCAGAUUUUGUCAGGCUCCCUUGACGAGACAAUCAAGCUUUGGGAUGCCACCGCGGAUAGCCCUCAGAAUACACUAGAAGGCCACUCGGACUCGAUCUGGACUGUGGCCUUUUCACCUGACGGUAAACAGAUCGCAUCCGGCUCCUUUGACCACACUACCAAACUCUGGGAUACCACCACUGGGGCCCUUCAGAAGACAUUAGCUGGCCACUUGGGCUGGGUCGCUAGUGUGGCCUUUUCACCCGACGGUAAGCAGAUCGCAUCAGGCUCUAGUGACCACACCGUCAAGCUUUGGCACACUACCACAGGUGGCCUUCUGAAGACACUAGAAGGUCACACGGACGGGGUUGCUACUGUGACCUUUUCACCCAACGGCAAGCAGAUCGCAUCCGGCUCUCUUGACCAUACUAUCAAGCUCUGGGAUACCACCACUGGGAGCCUUCAGAAGACACUAGCUGGCCACUUGGGCUGGGUCGCUAGUGUGGCCUUUUCACCCGACGGCAAGCAGAUCGCAUCAGGCUCAAAAGACCAUACUGUUAAACUUUGGGAUACCACCACGGGUGGCCUUCAGAAAACACUAGCAGGGCACUCAAAAAGGGUCACUACUGUGGCCUUUUCACCCGACGGCAAGCAGAUCGCAUCAGGCUCCCGUGACAACACUAUCAAAUUUGUUAAUCCUGACCGCAAACCUAUAUCACGUGAAGAGCGUGUCGAGGGUCAGAAUACUCUUGUCAACUAUGUUCGCAGUGGGCAGUGGAGUCAGGAUGUUUUCAUGAACGAACCAGGCCGCGGCCCAGCGGCCGGCCCGAUUGGCCACUACGCUGAUAACCUGACUAAUAUUGCCCGACAUGACCGCUACUGGCGCCAGGGAUACGGUUCUAAUUACAAUCGCGAGCAGCAACCCGUCACACCUACUAGUGGCGGACGUAGCAGACGCCGCGGACAAAACCCUCCUCCGAACCCCGUUCCAUUUAUGACCCCCACUCAGCUGCAUGUGGCCGACGGCAUGAGUACUACCCCUGACGACUCUAGCGAGGAGGAGUAUAUCUCCGAUGAUAACGGUAAUGAAGAUGGAAAUAGAGAUGGCGACGGUAAUGGAGAUAGUGAUAGCGACAGAGAAGGUACCGGAGGUGGUGAUAGUGCUGAUGAUAGUGCUUUUGCACCUGCUUCUCCUUAG